Molecule: messenger RNA, 5015 nt
Organism: Poeciliopsis prolifica (blackstripe livebearer)
Lineage: Eukaryota; Metazoa; Chordata; Actinopteri; Cyprinodontiformes; Poeciliidae
Gene: slc39a14
Product: solute carrier family 39 member 14
Exons: 10
Coding region: 409-1944 (511 amino acids)
Biological process (GO): zinc ion import across plasma membrane; intracellular zinc ion homeostasis
Cellular component (GO): membrane
Molecular function (GO): zinc ion transmembrane transporter activity
Source: RefSeq, a predicted model, not a curated record
CAGAGCCAAUCAGGACAUCCUCCAGUCCUGUUGUGUUUGGUUUGGUCAUGAAACGGAGGUCAGGGGAGAGAGCGAGAUAAAUGAAUGAAAGCAGACGAGGUUUGCCCCCACUGGACGAGUUUUUUCGUCUCAAAUGUGACAGCGGAUGUUUGUCGCGGACACUGCGGUUGAGUGGAGCUGACGUCAAAGCCUGCUGUCUUCCAUCACCACCACCGGUCCAGCUCUGUCUUGAGGACACAUCCGCUCCCUUCAGGCAGUUUUUCCGUCUCGGCUACGAGGUAAACGGAGGGCAUCGCUCUGCGUGGUCGCAGCCUCGGGCCAGACGGACUGAAUCAAGCACUUUACGUAGCAGCUACCAUCAGGGAGUCCAGAGGGAAAAGAUAACACCCACCAUCUUUUAAAGAAGUCAUGCCCAUCUGGUCUCCUCAUGGCAGGGUCACUAUGACGAUCACCUCCCUCCGCUCCCAGCCGGUGUUGCUGCUGGCGGUGGCCGUGCUGCUCUUCUGCGCGGUCGGCCAGGUGACGUGUCAGGAGCAAAGCGACACACAGUCACCUGCCCGGGUUCUGCAGGACCUGCUGGCCCGCUACGGAGACAACAGUACCAUCACGGUGCCUCAGCUGCGCUCGCUCCUGGCGCUGCUGAGUCAGAGACAAAGUGAAAGCUCAAAUGACGGCCGAGAUGAGGCGGCGACGACGACAGCUAUACCACCCAAAACAAACAGCUCCAAGUGCUUGCCUGCAGACACACUGGCCAUUUACAGCAUCAGUGAGCAGUCACGGCUGGACGGGCCGGGUCUCCAGAAGCUGUGCCCCACCAUGCUGCAGCAGCUGGACGCUGGCACCUGCAAGAUAAAAAAGGGGGAGGAGCUAAACACUGACCCCGCCCCCAGGCCUUCAGAUGCAGAAGUUUGGGGUUAUGGGCUCCUGUGUGUGACACUGAUCUCUCUGUGUUCGCUGAUCGGGGCCAGCGUGGUUCCCUUCAUGAAGAAAACCUUUUACAAGCGGCUGCUGCUCUACUUCAUAGCCCUGGCCAUUGGCACGCUCUACUCCAACGCCCUGUUUCAGCUCAUCCCCGAGGCCUUCGGUUUCGACCCGAUGGUGGACUUCUACGUAUCCAAAUCAGCCGUGGUUUUCGGAGGCUUCUACCUCUUCUUCUUCACAGAAAAAGUUCUCAAGGUUCUCCUUAAGCAAAAGCAAGGGAGCCACGGCCACAGUCACUACAGCGGCGCAGAUCACUACUCGGCCCCGGACGGGGACGCCGAGGAGGGCGAGAAGCUGCAGCAGAACGGAGAGGCCGGCAGCGUGGCGCAGGAGAAAGUGGACAAGGCCGGGGAGGGAGAGCUCAUGCUCAGCCCCGGACAGACGCCACAGGAGUCUGAGAGUCCGGACACCUCGGCGCGGUCGGGCAGCCGAGGCGGCGGCUGCUACUGGCUGAAGGGAACGACCUACUCUGACAUCGGCACGCUGGCCUGGAUGAUCACGCUGAGCGAUGGCCUGCACAACUUCAUCGACGGCUUGGCGAUCGGCGCCUCCUUCACCGCCUCGGUCUUCCAGGGCAUCAGCACCUCCGUGGCCAUUCUUUGUGAGGAGUUCCCACACGAACUCGGAGAUUUUGUGAUCCUCCUGAAUGCCGGCAUGAGCAUCCAGCAGGCGCUGUUCUUUAACUUCCUGUCGGCCUGCUGCUGCUACCUGGGGAUGGGCUUCGGGAUCCUGGCCGGCAACAGUUUCUCUCCGAACUGGAUCUUUGCUCUGGCUGGAGGAAUGUUCCUCUACAUCGCUCUGGCAGACAUGUUUCCAGAGAUGAACGAGGUGAGUCGUGAGGAUGAGGACGCUGGUGGCAGCAGGUUCCUCAUCACCUUCGGCAUCCAGAACGCGGGACUCCUGACGGGCUUCGCCAUCAUGCUACUCCUCACCACGUAUUCUGGACAGAUCCAGCUGGGCUAGCGCCGGACUCUGGUAGAAACCGGGCCCAGUUCUGCUGCUGGGAUCCGAUUGUGCGGCGGGAACGCGCAGUCCUGUAUUUAAAAGAACUGACUGCUUUUGUGCAGCUCUGACAUGCAGUAAAGUUCAUGACCUUUGAACUUUUUUCCUCUCUUGACGGUUUUGAAACAUCAACCCAGUUCUUCUUUAAUCACAUUUCCUUUUGAAAGUCUCUGUUUCCUCUUGCUCGUUUGUCCUCGACGUUCCUCUGAUCUGGGAUCGGUUAAAGUUCCUGCAGGUAAAAAUGUCGGUGGUUCUGCUGCUGUGAACGUUUGACUUUUGUUUGUUUUUUAUGCUUUCACAAUACCAAAAAAGCACAAAUCUUGAAGGACUUUGAGGUGGAAAUAUUCCUUCCAUUUGAACAUUUUUUGUGUGAUUUUUUUGUUUGUUUGUAACAUUUAAAAAGUAGAGAAAAGUUCAGUGAAGGGCUACGAGAUGAUCCUGGAACAUUAUCGCUUCUUCUUUAUGCAGUGAUGGAUCCUUCUUUGUGAAGAUGAUGUUUAAUGUCUUUUUUUUUUUCAAAAGGCCCAUGUAGUGGCAUUUCUCUACAGUUUACCAUCUGUGCCCUUCAUUUCUAAAAGCUGCAAAUAGUUUUUUAGAUUUUUUUUUUCAAUCAUGUAUAAUCAAGGGUGCAUAUGUGUGGUCUCAUGCUUUAUUUUUUUUUAUUUUUAACCUCACAUAUUCUGGGGUUUUCUCAUUUUUGCGAGUUUAUGAUCUUAUCUGCGUUUACCUUUCUCAACUUAUUUAUUCGUCAAGUUACCCAUCAAGCAAAUUCCGUUAAUGUUUAUGUUAUGGUAACUUGAAACUUCUCAAAAAAUUUUAUUUUCAUCUAAAUACUUGAGCCUGAAAAACAAGCAACAGAAAACUUUUUCUAAUCAAUUAAAUGUUAAAUCAAGGCAAUUAAAAAGUCUCCUAAUUAUCUAAAAUUUGAACUUCUUGGUUGAACAAAACAAGACGUUUCAAUGAAGUUUCAGAGAAAUGGCACUAACUUUGCCAACUGAAGAGUUGCCGUCCAGCAGGGUAGAAAAAAGCCUCUGUCUCUAGAAAUUAAUUGCACACAUGACAGAAGCAAAAAAGCUGAUACCAUCCCAACAAAUUAUCUACUUUUAUUCAAAAUGAACACAUGCUAUCGCUUCAUUUCCAACUUUUAGAUCCCAAAAAUCUGAAAAUUUCCUCAGAAAAGCGUUUUUUUUUGUUUAGUUUUUUUAACUAGUAGGAUUUUCAUUUUUGAAGGUAAAACUGCUGUCGUGUCACAUACUGACUACUCUAUAACUAAUUUUAAUCAUAGACACGAGUGAAGAUGGUCCUCCGUCAUCUUCAAAUCUAACAAAAUUGGUGUCAAACGUUUGUGAGGCAAAGAUGACAAAUGUUUGUAGUGUUCAUGUAAGGACUUCAAAUCAAACUACAUUUGUGCCGCAAAAGCUUUUUGUUUGUGCUGCUAUGGCUUUGAGGAUAUUAAUGAAAGUUUAAAGGUCAACCAUCCCUUCCACACAUUAACCAAAUCUGACUAUAUUUGUGUUUCAUUUGUGCCGUUAUCAUUUUAAAGAUAUUAAUAGAAACGUUUCAUUUACAAAAUCAGAUAAAUUUGGUGUCAACUUUGCUGCAUUUGUGCUGCAAAUUUGUUUUUUUAAUAUAUAUUUACAAAACCUAAAAAGUAUAAAGGUCAACUAGUCUGCCCACAUAUUAGCCAAAUAUGACAAAACUGGUGUCAAAUGUUUGUGCAGCCAAAUGUUUUUGUUUGUGCCGCUCUCAUUUUGAAGAUGUUAAUAAAAAAAGUUUCCAGAGGUCAAGUUUAGAUUUGGUGUCAAUAAACUUGGCUAUGUUUGUGCAGAAAAAAAUAUAUUUCUGAUGAUUUUCCUUUGAAAAUAUUGAUGAUGACUUCUGGAAACUUUUAUUGAUAUCUUUAAAAUUAUAGCAGCACAAACACAAAUUUUUACUGUACAAAUGUUUGACACCCGUUUUUUUAGAUGUGGGUGAUGUGGGAGGGUUCGUUGACCUUUUAACUUUAAUUGAUAUCUUGAAGCCAAAAGUAGCACAAACAUUUGACAACAAUUUUGUUAGAUUUGAAGAAUGUAGGAGAGACAACUUCACUCAGGUCGUAGUAUGGGGUAUUUUAACCCUUUAAAAAUGUUUUAAUUGUUAUAAACUAAAUCUCAAACAGUGUGUCAUUAUUAACUCCAGAGAUGUGCAAUAAUGGCAGCAUUAUUGAUUUUAAUGCUUUGUGUUUUUGUUCUGUGACAACUGACACAUCUGGUUAUUAAAAACCUUUAAAGAACAAGUUAAAAUAAGUGUUAUAAAGUGAAAUAUUUGGCUACUUGUUUUUUAUGCCGGUUAAUGUAUCUACGUUUAUUAUUAAGAUGACUUUAGUUGCAAUUUGCGCCAUGGGAAUAUGAUUUGUUUAGUGUUUUUGUAGAAAAUGUCUGCCAGUUUGGUGCAUCGCUGGCCCUUUAAAAAUAUUCCAAUAUCCUAGAAAUAGAUUAAAAAAUCCAGCAAAACCAAAAUGACCUGAGAUCAAAUCCUUCGCAUCGUUCCUUAGAUCCAUACUGAGUAUUUGAAAGAUCUGUAGAAUAUUAACUUAAAUGAAUUCCUGGAUGAUGAAUGUGGGAUAUUUGACUUUAUAUUGCAGAAUCACUGCUGACUGAGGAAGUGUGGGAGUAUUUAAUAUUUUUUUAAAGCCAUAAAAUAUUUAUUUUAUACUUUACACUUCGAGCCAUGGCAGCAGUGACCUUUCCUGCUUUUGUUUUGUUUGUCUUUGCGUUAUUGUUUGGAAUAAAACUGGAGAUCUAAGUUGGCGGAUUAUGAAAACUUGCUGUAUUACAUGUUUUAGCUGUAUGUCAAAUCUAUACUGAAAACGAGUGUAAGGACACUGAACCAGUUCAGGAAUCUGCAAUCAUUUAAAGAAAACCUGUCCUGAAGCGUCACAAUUCCAACACUCCCUCAUAUAUAAACAUAAUUUGCAAAGUAUUGUAUGCAAUGUAGUUUAUUGUUAGCCUUCUCUGUCAUGACAAACUUUUUAUAAAACAUUUUAUAUGAAA